Messenger RNA from Punica granatum (pomegranate), 1026 nucleotides. The record is from RefSeq and is a predicted model, not a curated record. Lineage: Eukaryota; Viridiplantae; Streptophyta; Magnoliopsida; Myrtales; Lythraceae.
UCUCAGCUCCAACCCACCAUUUUUCUCUCCCUCGUGGUUGUUCAUUAUUAUCAUCAUGGAGACGAAGAAUACGGCCGCCAGAGUCGGCGGGGCCACCUCCGCCGCCGCGGCGAAGGACGUGGUGCAUUACAGGGGAGUGAGGAAGCGUCCGUGGGGGAGGUACGCCGCGGAGAUUCGGGACCCCGGGAAGAAGAGCCGGGUGUGGCUCGGCACCUUCGACACGGCCGAGGAGGCCGCGCGGGCCUAUGACGCGGCGGCGAGAGAGUUCCGCGGCCCCAAGGCAAAGACCAAUUUCCCCGAUAUGCCCUCUGACAUCCAACAAAUCACCAGAACCGCUAACCACCGCCCUAACAAGAUCAGCUACAGGAACGAUAGGAACCGCACCGAUGUCAACAGCCGGAGCGUCAGCCCUAGCCAGAACAGCACCGUCGAGUCCUCCGGCCACGAGCGGGAACUGGUGCCCGAUUCCCAGCCGGUCCGGCUGGAUCUGAUCAACCUCCUCCACCGCGGCGGCGGGUUGCCGUUUCAGCACCAGCAGCUGCCGGCGGCUAGCCACGUCCUGUACCUCGAUGCAAUGAUGAGAGCCGCGGCGGCGAAAUGGCACCCCCAGUCCCGUCCCCCGCCGCCGCCUGCGGCCGGGACAGGCAGCGGCGGCGCUCAUAGCAGCGACUCUGAUGCGUCGACCGUCGUGGAUGGGAACGAUGGGGACCGGAGCAAAGGGAGAGUGCUGGAUCUGGAUCUGAACCUUCCGGCAACGGAGUAGACGGAUAAAUCAAAAUUAGUAAUUAAUCCACUUUUUGUCGAUUUAAUUUUAUGGAAAAAUAGACAAAAGGGAUUAAAAAGGAAAAGGAAAAAAAAAAGGGAAAAUUUUAGUAAAGAUGACGGAUCGGUGAGAUCGCCGGCCGGCGAUGUGAAUAGUUAGCUCCGAUGACGGCCACUGCUUCCCCGUGCGCUUUUUUGCAACAGGAGGAGGAAACUCUGUUUCUCUGUUGUUCAUGCAGACUAAGGGAAGAGUUUUUUUUUUUU